AAAAAAUACGUAGAAUUUUGGUGUGAUUUUGUUAAAACGUGUUGGAGAGUAAGGCUGUGCAUCGUGUCCCGUUGGAUUUCGGUGGAAAAGAUUGGAAUCAUCGGCUUAAUCGCUUCCGAAGCCGUGCUCCUGAUUGGCAGACAAAAUCUACCGACCGCAACGCAACUCAACACUAGACAGCAAUGGCCAAGGUGCACAUUACCAACGUCGUGGUGCUGGACAAUCCGAGCAGCUUCCUGAAUCCAUUCCAGUUCGAGCUGACGUUCGAGUGCAUCGAGGAGCUCAAAGAGGACCUCGAGUGGAAGAUGAUCUACGUCGGUUCGGCCGAAUCGGAAGAGUUCGAUCAGGUUCUGGACACAAUCUAUGUCGGGCCUGUGCCCGAGGGCCGACACAUCUUCGUAUUCCAAGCCGAUCCUCCGAACGUAGCCCGAAUCCCCGAGCAGGAUGCCGUCGGGGUGACGGUAGUUUUACUCACCUGCUCCUACCGGGGUCAGGAGUUCGUGCGGGUAGGAUACUUCAUCAAUAACGAAUACUCCGAUCAGGAACUUCGGGAAAACCCUCCGGCAAAGCCCCUGUUCCAUCAGAUGACCCGAAACAUCCUCGCUUCCAAGCCCCGCGUCACUAGGUUCAAAAUCAACUGGGACGACACGCCGGCCAACGGCAGCGGAACGGCCAGUGGCAUGGAAGACGAAGGCGGAAUGGCCUUGGACAAUGGGACCGAGGAAGCCGUGACCACUGCCACCACCGUUGCCGAGAUGAUGUCCGAGGUGACGCAAAACGAGAGCAGCAGUAUGACCCUGCCGCGAGAGUUCAACGAAAACUCCAACUCGCUGGCGAUGGAAUGUUGAGGCCACGCCGACACCGGAUAAGAAAAAAAAAUAGUUUCCUUUGUCACACCUCUGUAUCCGUAAGUUUCUUUUGUUUCUCUUCUAAUCAUAGUUAGGCUGCUUUUGUUCUGUAGUUAGGUGUUUUACUAAGACCCCUUUAAGAAGCAUCAGUGUUAACAACUAACUACCAACAGUCAUGAGAUCAUUUCCGUACAAUAUUUUGAUUAUUUUCCUGUGCCGUUCUCUUCGUAUUAAAUAAAAAGUUUUGUCGUUCUGAAAAAAAGUUGAGUUGGUAUAGCUAUAGCUUGAAGCGCUAUUUCACAUAUCGAAACAUAAGUUUUUUUUUACCGAACUAUUAAAUUAUACACAUAUAGACACUCGCGCGUACGUACAUCGUAAGGAUAGCCAAUAAGAAUCUGUACAUAAUAAUAACAAGAGCGCAGUUUGGGAGCAGUUAGAGUAAUAAAAUAUUAAAUUUUCAAA
Molecule: messenger RNA, 1310 nt
Organism: Aedes albopictus (Asian tiger mosquito)
Lineage: Eukaryota; Metazoa; Arthropoda; Insecta; Diptera; Culicidae
Gene: asf1
Product: histone chaperone asf1
Exons: 2
Coding region: 183-848 (221 amino acids)
Biological process (GO): DNA replication-dependent chromatin assembly
Cellular component (GO): chromatin; nucleus
Molecular function (GO): histone binding
Source: RefSeq, a predicted model, not a curated record